AGAGAUAUCCAUUUCCAAAUCCCACACGGAAAGGAAGCAAGCGUGUUUCUCGUGGCUUGGGCACAUACGGAAGCACACGAGAAUGGCGUGGAGUCGCCGCCCACGCAUCUCUACGGAGGAUCCUCUGGAUCGAGCAGAAUUUGCAACGCCAAAGAAACCAAGCACCGAAGCAACAUCAUCUUCUCAGCGGAUUAAGAAGCUGGCCUGUUGAGCUACUCGAUCGACACCUGCGAAGCAAAUCAGAGCAGAGCAGAGCAUAGAACUGAACAGAUAGCUAGCAAGCGAGAGAGAUCGCAACAAUAUGAGGAAGCUGGUGACGGCGUCGCUGCUGGGCGCCCUGGGGCUGGCCGAGCUGGUCGUCAGCGUGGUCGUCCACCUGACCUACGGGUUCUACCUCUUCACCAUCGCCAUCCUCCGCGACCUCUCCCGGCUGGCCGGCGUGCCGAAGGACGCCGUCGGCCACGUCCAACCGGAGGCCGUGCUCGACGGCUCGGUGCCGCCGAUCGUGCUGGUCCACGGCGUCCUCGGGUUCGGCAAGGGCAGGAUGAGCGGAAUGUCCUACUUCGCCGGCGCGGAGAAGAAGGACGACCUGGUGCUAGUGCCCGACCUGGGCUCGCUCACGAGCAUGCACGACAGGGCCCGGGAGCUGUUCUACUACCUGAAAGGAGGCCGGGUGGACUACGGCGAGGAGCACAGCAGGACGUACGGGCACUCCCGCUUCGGCAGAGCAUACGAUCGCGGGCACUACCCAAUGUGGGACGAAGAGCACCCGGCCCACUUCGUCGGACACUCUGCCGGCGCGCAGGUCAUCAGGCUCCUGCAACAGAUGCUUCAUGACAAGGCAUUUGACGGGUACGAGAACACCUCUGAGAACUGGGUGCUGAGUGUCACCUCCCUCUCUGGCGUGCUCAAUGGUUCCACGACAGCCUACCUCGGCGGAAUACGCCCAGAAGAUGGCCGGUCCAUCAGGUUCAUCUGCCUCGCCCAGGUCUACCGAGUGGGUACCAUCAUCUACCACUGGCUCGACAUACCCUGGCUCAGGCGCUACUACGACUUCGGCUUCGACCACUUCGGCAUGUCUCGGCGCGCAGUCGGUGUGUCGGGCCUAUCCAGCCUCCUCGCCGGCGCCUCGGGGCCGUUCGCCACAGGAGACUGGAUCCUGCCGGACCUCACCAUCCAGAGCGCCGCGAGGAUGAACGCCGACGUGCGCACGUUCCCUCACACGUUCUACUUCAGCUACGCUACCCGGCGGACGACCAAGUUGUGCGGCGUCACCGUGCCAUCCGGCGUGAUGCGCAUUCACCCUCUUGUGUUCAUACAUGUCAUGCAGUUGUGUCGGUGGCGCCACUUCGCCGCCGCCGAGCCCCCUUGCAAAGGUUACAGGGAUGAAGAUUGGGAGGAUAAUGACGGAGCGUUGAACACCUUCUCGAUGACACAUCCUCGGAUUCCAGUAGAACAUCCGAGCCUCUUCCUAGAGGAUGGCUCGGACUGCCAUCAACUUCGACCGGGAAUCUGGUAUUACAAGAUCGUGGAGGCGGAUCACAUGACGUUUGUGAUCAACCGGCCCAGAGGAUGCGUGCAGUUCGAUCUCAUAUACGACAACAUCUUCCAAAACUGCAGAAAACAUGUGUUCAGGACGGCUCCACCUAUAUUACCAAAUCAAAACUCAACCUAGAUUACCAUCUUCAUUUAUGGUACUCCCCGAAUACAUGAUGUAACACAUACCCAAAAGGGAAACCAAUCUUUCUCGCUUGACGCAAGAC
This is a messenger RNA of Hordeum vulgare subsp. vulgare (domesticated barley), 1763 nucleotides long. Its product is annotated as lipase-like. The coding region runs from base 302 to 1675 and encodes 457 amino acids. The record is from RefSeq and is a predicted model, not a curated record. NCBI's taxonomy places the organism in Eukaryota, Viridiplantae, Streptophyta, Magnoliopsida, Poales, Poaceae. The transcript is spliced from 8 exons.